Anneissia japonica is the source of this 496-nucleotide messenger RNA. RefSeq names its product arylsulfatase B-like. Lineage: Eukaryota; Metazoa; Echinodermata; Crinoidea; Comatulida; Comatulidae. The annotation marks the transcript as partial. The transcript is spliced from 3 exons. The record is from RefSeq and is a predicted model, not a curated record.
GUCUGCUACUGGGAGGAGGCUACCAAUUUAGCCAUUCUUUCCCGGAGCCUCCGUAUUAUGACUUCCAUCGGGACCUUGCAGCUGCAAAGGAUUACAACGGCACUUACUCUACUUACGCCUUUACUAAUGAAGCAAUUGAUAUCAUAAACAACCAAGAUGAAGACACGCCUUUCUUCAUGUACCUGUCCUACCAAGCACCGCACGCUCCUCUUGAAGUACCCGAGCAAUACAAGGACCCAUACCAUAAUGGGGCAACUGUAAUGGAAGGUGGUAACAAUUGGCCAUUGCGUGGAUUCAAGUUGUCCAUGUUCGAGGGCGGUAUGCGAGCUAUCGGAUUCGUUCACAGCCCUCUCCUUUCUGACAAAGUCAAGGGAACUGUGAGCAAUGAACUGUAUCACGUAAGUGAUUGGUUCCCGACAUUCGUCGAAGGUAUCGCUGGAUGGAACACAGACGGAACUAAACCACUAGAUGGCUUCAACCAAUGGGAAUCUAUAAG